ACGUAGUCAUCCAGACGCAGAAGACGUUGCUGCCCUGAUGAUGAUGGCACGGACAGCAUCCUAUGUUCCUAAAACAGAUCCAGUGCCAUCAUUCAGCCUUGGCUUGACUGAUUCAAGCCAAGAAGAAGCAGCAACGCAGGAGGGAGCGUCAACGUAGGAGACAAAAAGGGCAAAAUCUCCAGAAACUGCAAAUUUGCUAGAACAAUUAGAGGAUUUGGUACAAAAAAAUAGCAAGCAAUGCGGUGAAAGAAGAAAGUAAAAGUCCACAAAUUCAAAAGGAGACUGGGGGAGAAAGUUCUGGGAAGUUUGAAACUCCUGAGGGAAUAAAUCAGAUUACGGAUGAUAUGAAAGAAAAGUGCUACAUCUAGGGGACGCGACUGAAGACAUACGCAGAUGGCGGUACUAACGAGUAUGACCACAUGUGCACACUGAUUGACCAAGAUAAUUACAUUUUAAAUAGAAUGCACCUUGCAUCCCUCCAGGCAGAAAGUUAUAUAGAAUCUGAGAAAAAUGAUAAAAGGUUUCAAGAACAAGUAUACUGUCUCCUCCCCGAUAUUGUGAACAUGGCCCUUUCGAAGCACCCAAAGGGGGAAUUCAUAUCAUCUAAAACCAAUAAAGAAUUCAGGGUGGAAGACUACCCGUGUUUUAUUCCCUUCAUAGAUGCAAAAAAAUUAACUUCGCAUCCAUAUAGUUCCAAUUCAAGUUUUUGUGCCAGUGUCCCAAACAACCACUGUGCCGAAAUUCGAAGAAACACCUGAGACAGAUUUUGAAUCAAC
Molecule: messenger RNA, 776 nt
Organism: Arachis ipaensis
Lineage: Eukaryota; Viridiplantae; Streptophyta; Magnoliopsida; Fabales; Fabaceae
Source: RefSeq, a predicted model, not a curated record